AUGCGACUCAGCUUUCCCGGCGUGGCUGUUGUCACUGGGGCAGGAUCAGGGAUUGGCCAAGCAACAGCGAGACUUUUUGCCAAGGAAGGGUGCAGACGCAUUGCUAUCGGCGACAUCAAAAAACAUCCAAUCGAGGAGUUAAAAGCCGAAAUUGAAGAAAAGUACUCUUCCACGAAAGUAGCAGCUUUUGAGCUUGAUAUUGGAUCAGAGGAAUCGGUGAAUUCCAUGAUGCUAGCAGUAUCCCGCGAGCUUGGGCGCAUAGACUACGCUUGCAAUGCCGCAGGAAUUCUACUUCCUGGUCCGACAGACGAAGUAUCGGUUGCUUCUUUUGACCUUCAGCAGCGCGUGAAUCUGAGGGGAACGUGGCUCUGCCAAAGAGCCCAGAUCAAGCAGAUGCUUCAGCAAGACCAUAUCAAAGCAGAGGAUAGUAACUUUCCGGCUAGAGGAUCAAUCGCCAACGUCGCUUCUAUGUGCGCCUUGAUGGCCUAUGACCAUCUUCCUGCUUACACAGCUAGUAAGCACGCUAUCCUGGGAUUCACGAGGUCCGAUGGCCUUCGCUAUGCAAAGUAUGGCAUUCGGGUAAACGCCAUCUGUCCUGGUGUUAUUAGAACACCCAUUCUUAGUGAUGUCCCUGAUAAAGAUAUGGGUGUUGAUGUCCAGGGGAUGGUGAGUGGCAUGGCGGCCGGAAGACUUGGAACUCCUCAGGAGGUUGCGGAGUGUCUCGUUUGGGUCACAAGCGGCAGAGCAAGCUUCGUGACUGCUAGCACUAUCGCUCCGAAUGGAGGUACGUUGCAUGAGGUGAAAUAA
Molecule: messenger RNA, 807 nt
Organism: Colletotrichum gloeosporioides
Lineage: Eukaryota; Fungi; Ascomycota; Sordariomycetes; Glomerellales; Glomerellaceae
Product: 2 5-dichloro-2 5-cyclohexadiene-1 4-diol dehydrogenase
Exons: 3
Coding region: 1-807 (268 amino acids)
Source: RefSeq, a predicted model, not a curated record